Messenger RNA from Neohortaea acidophila, 1247 nucleotides. RefSeq lists its product as uncharacterized. The transcript is spliced from 4 exons. Lineage: Eukaryota; Fungi; Ascomycota; Dothideomycetes; Mycosphaerellales; Teratosphaeriaceae. The record is from RefSeq and is a predicted model, not a curated record. Bases 317 to 1162 code for a protein of 281 amino acids.
CGUGCAGCUGCUGGAACGUGAGUGUAGGGGACACUUCCCCACCCGACGCGAUGAAUAAUAGGGCCCGAUUAAUGGUUGCGAAGAGAGCGAUCACGUGGAGACUGUACUACACGAUAACAGAAGCACGCCAUGAAGACUGCUCGUCUUCCAUCACUGCUCGAGCUUCUCCAUGCUGAGUAAGAGUUGACCAACCCCGGAGCUCGGGGGAUGUGAUGACUUCUAUAUAUAUAUGUGCCUCCUCUAUUCCAUCUCAUGCCAUAGUGAGACCAUCGUCCUUCAUAUUCCGUUUGUCUGAUUGAUUGUUCGACAUAACAAGAUGGCAAACGACCUCCACAAGCUGGCCCUCAAGUUGGCCAAAGACGGGCCUGUCAAAACGCUGCCAACUCCUCGUAGACUACAACUGCUCUUCAACGGCGUCACCAUCAUCUCCACUACCCGUGCCAUCUUCGUCUGGGAGCACCCCUACUACCCUCAAUACUACAUCCCCAAAGAAGACCUAACCAAACUCCACUCCAACAAAUCCGCCACCCUCUCAGAAGACUCGCAAAUCCGCGACCCAAGCGGCACCCACAUCGCAACGCAAUACAAACUCCAAAUCGGCGCCCGCAGCACCACGCAAAUCCUCGCCUUCGCCCCCAAACUCCCGCACCACCCCGCCGCCGCCGCGCUCCAAAACCUCGUCAAAUUCGCCUUCGAAAGCGUCGACGCCUGGUUCGAAGAGGACACGCGCAUCUACGUGCACCCCAAAGACCCCUUCAAGCGAGUGGACCUGCUCUUCUCCCGGCGUCCCAUUCGCGUCAGCGUCGACGGCCACGAAAUCGCCUCGAGCCAGACAUCCGUCCACUUGUACGAAACCGGCCUGCCAGUGCGGUACUACCUCCCUCUCACGUCAGUCGAGCAAUCACUCCUGCGAGACAGCGAGACGGCGACGUCGUGUCCCUACAAGGGCGAUUCGCAGUACUACCACGUCGAGAUUGGCGGCAAGAAGUACGAGAAUCUGUUUUGGUAUUACAAGUUUGCCACGCUCGAGUGCACGCCGAUUGCGGGCAUGGUGUGUCCGUACAACGAGUUUGUGGACAUUGAGCUUGACGGGGAGCUGCUGGAGCGGCCCAAGACGCAUUUCAGCAAUACGAAUGUGAAUAAGAAGCCGUCGGCCGUUUGAGGGAUGGAGGUGAUUAGUAAGGGUUGCUUUGGAGCAGGAGGUGUGUUCACGACGGUGAAAACGCAUCAGUUUCGUAUGUAGGGAA